This is a messenger RNA of Periophthalmus magnuspinnatus, 2616 nucleotides long. Its product is annotated as protein IWS1 homolog. Gene Ontology annotation, biological process: poly(A)+ mRNA export from nucleus. Lineage: Eukaryota; Metazoa; Chordata; Actinopteri; Gobiiformes; Gobiidae. The record is from RefSeq and is a predicted model, not a curated record. Bases 309 to 2495 code for a protein of 728 amino acids. Gene Ontology annotation, cellular component: nucleus. The transcript has 16 exons.
AUCACGCAUCCUUUAAAUGUUCGGAUAUGAAAUGCGAUCCGAUUAUGUAAUCAUGAAUAUAAGUUAAAAUAAUGUAUUAAAGAUUUAAAAAAAAUAAAUCUACGUCUAUUUUAGGCGACAGCUCAGCUGCGCAUGCGCGCAUGCUACACACAGCGCCAUUUUGGAUCUACAGCUGCUGGAACAGGAGCUAACAGUUUUGUUUCGAUUUUAUAGUUUAAUCGGCACGUGUUUUGUCUGUUUGUUCAUCCAGUGUGUUUUAACUUCACGGAGAGUCCCCGAAGCCUCCCGGGGCCCGAGCUGGAGCGCACAUGGACGGGGAAGAGGACGAGUUAAUGCCCAGGAGCCACUCUGAUGAUGGAGGUGGAACUCCAGUCCAAGACGAACACCCACAGUCAGACACAGAGGAAGCCAAAAGCGACAGACAUCAAUCAGAGGAUGAGGGCAGUAAUGAUGAGACCACACAGCCAAUGGACACCAGUGGAGCCAUGAGCGAUUCAGAUGGAGAAAUACCCAGGAAAGAUCAAGAUGAGGACAGCGAAAACGAGCUGGAAAAAAAACAGGAAGAGCACAGCGACAACGAAACCAAAGAGCAUGAUCCGAGCAGCGACAUGGAACAAGCGAAAGAACAGGGAGACAUGAGCGGAAGUGAUGAGGAUUCUCCAGAAAAACAUCGACCCAAUGUUUCUGAGAACGAAUCACCGGCCAAACAGCCUCAAUCUGACCAGGAGGGGGAGCCGUCCAGUUCACCCAAGCGCAGGGGCAGCACGUCGGAUGCAGAGGAGGGAGGAGCUGUCCCCCGGGAAAUGGAAAACGCAACCAAAAUGACGUCUGACUCGGAAUCUGAAAAACACGACAGUGAUUCGGAUGGUGGAAUAAGAAAGAAACGGAGACAGUUGGACUCGGAUGAUGAAGAGGAGGAAGAAGAGAGGGAGAAGAAUGGAGGGGAGGGAGAAAGAGAGGGGGAAGAGAGAGGAGAGAAAGGGAGAGAGGCGGAGUCAGGGAAAUGGAAGGGAGUGAUGCAGUCCGACAGUGAAGAAGAGGAGAGAGAAGGGACAAAGGCUAAGCGCGAGGGAGAACAAGAUGGAGGACAGAAGGACAGUGGCGAUGAAGACGACAGACCAGUUAAAAGGAAAAAGGCCAUUUUGUCUGACAGUGAAGAUGAGGAGGAAGAAAAGGCAGACCAACCUGUGAAGAGGAGUAGAGCGGUGUCGGACGGUGAGGACUCAGACUCCGACUCCUCCGUGGGGCCCGAUAAAUCGUUAGCAGCUAAACUCCGAGAGCUAGGGUCGGCCAGUGAAGACGAAGAAGAGACAAAGACAGAAGUGAAGAAGGAUGAGAAGGCUCUGUUUGGAAGUGACAGCGACUCCGCAGAGGAUGAAGAGGAGAAAAUGAUCGCAGACAUCUUUGGAGAAUCAGGAGACGAAGAAGAGGAGGAGUUCACUGGCUUUAACCAGGAGGAUCUGGAGCAGGAGAAGAAAGAAACUCCUCAAAAGAAACAACAAGAAGAAGACUCUGACUCGGACGAAGGAGUCGACCGCAGCGGACAGGACAUUAGUUUCAUGUCAGACUUUGACAUCAUGUUGGCCAAGAGAAAAGCCAUGAACAGCAAGAGACGAAAACAUCGCGACGGAGGAACGUUUAUCAGCGACGCCGACGACGUGGUCAGCGCCAUGAUCAACAAGAUGAACGAGGCUGCCGAGGAGGAUCGAUCUCUGAACAGUCAGAAGAAACCAGCUCUGAAGAAGCUCACGCUCCUGCCUCAGGUCGUGAUGCAUCUCAAAAAGCAGGACUUAAAGGAGACGUUCAUCGACAGUGGAGUCAUGUCGGCCAUUAAAGAGUGGAUCAGCCCUCUGCCAGACAAGUCUCUGCCCGCACUCAGGAUCAGAGAGGAACUGCUCCGAAUACUACAGGAGCUGCCCAGUGUGAGCCAGGAGACGCUGAAGCACAGUGGGAUUGGACGAGCCGUGAUGUUUCUGUACAAACAUCCCAAAGAGUCAAGAACCAACAAAGACCUGGCUCUGAAGCUUAUCAACGAGUGGUCACGGCCGAUCUUUGGGCUUACGUCGAAUUACAAAGGAAUGACACGAGAAGAGCGACAACAGAGAGACUUGGACCAGCAAAUGCCCCAGAGACGCAGGCUCAGUCAACCCCAGAAGGUGGAGAGAGCUUUGGAGACGGACGUCUUCUCUCCACCAAUCAGUUCUGGAGGUCAGACGCCGCGCCGUGACUUGGAGAAGCAGCUGACUGGAGAGGAGAAAGCCCUGCGACCAGGAGAUCCGGGGUUCUGCGCCCGAGCCCGAGUCCCCAUGCCGUCCAACAAAGACUAUGUGGUCCGACCCAAGUGGAACGUGGAGGGAGACUCGAGCCGGGGUCCAGUGAAAAAAGGCCUUUCUCGUGUGGACAAACAGAUGCGUCGGUUCCAGGACAUUCGGCGUCUCACUAAAACGGGUCACGCCGUAAAGAUCAGCGUGGAGGGAAACAGGAUGCCGCUCUGAUUUUAAAUUUUAGGAUUAUUCACUUUUAUUUUAAAUUAAAAAUGUUAUUUUAAAUGUUUUUUGGGUAAAAGUGUAAAAGUAUCUGCUGUGAUCCCAGUGGAAUAAACAGUGGGUACAAUCA